Messenger RNA from Fundulus heteroclitus (mummichog), 327 nucleotides. RefSeq names its product retinal cone rhodopsin-sensitive cGMP 3',5'-cyclic phosphodiesterase subunit gamma-like. Gene Ontology annotation, cellular component: photoreceptor outer segment membrane. NCBI's taxonomy places the organism in Eukaryota, Metazoa, Chordata, Actinopteri, Cyprinodontiformes, Fundulidae. Gene Ontology annotation, molecular function: 3',5'-cyclic-nucleotide phosphodiesterase activity; cGMP binding. Bases 94 to 327 code for a protein of 77 amino acids. Gene Ontology annotation, biological process: positive regulation of G protein-coupled receptor signaling pathway; visual perception; positive regulation of epidermal growth factor receptor signaling pathway. The record is from RefSeq and is a predicted model, not a curated record. The transcript has 4 exons.
GAAAGACUGCAAGAAGAAAGAAGAGUCCUUCUUUGUCUUGCAGCUGCUUUUUAACUUCAGUGUCACGUUCCCCCCACAAACAAGGUCUGUAAAAUGAACUCCACAGCAGCAGCAGCAGCAGCAGCAGCAGAAGACACCAAGCCCGCUGCAGCCGAGUUGGACCAGAAGGAGAGCAGAAAGUUCAAGAGCAAAGCGCCCCAGCGAGGACAGAAAGGAGUUCACCACGACUCGGCCACAGAAGCCCUUGAUGACUCAGCGGUGGUCUGUCCCUGGGAGGAGUACGGAGACGUGGAGCUGAGCGAGAUGGCUCAGUUUGGAACCGUUUAG